AAAAAUGCAGCAAUCUUUGCUAUUUUUUAUAAAAAAUGAGAUAUGAUUAAGAAAUUGGAUAAUUUUGAUAAAGAAUUGUGUAAAAAUGAGAAAAAGAUAAUAAUUUCAAAUGAAGUUACUAGUAAUGAAAAGAAAAUGGAUGGAUUUGUACGUUUAAAAGGAUUAUUUCGACGUAGAUCUAUGUUUCGUAUGACAGUAUUUCGUAAACGUCGUUUAAAAUCACGUUGUAUUCCUGAACAUAUUAAUCCUGUAUAUUUGCAGCUUUUAAAUCAAACAAUUAAAGAAAUUGGAGAAGAUAGGGAUGUUGGAAUUAUGAGGAAUAUUUUAGAAUCAUCUGAAAUUAAUGGUGAAAUAUGGACUUCAUUAGAGAAAGAGCGAUUUUUUAAAAGUUUAUCUCGUAGAAGUCGUCAUAAUCCAGAAGAUAUUGCAAGAGAUAUAGGUAGUAAAAGCGUUAUGCAAGUUAUAGGUUAUAUGAAUAUUUUGGAUGAAGAAUUGAAGGCUUUUCGUCUUUUUUGUGAAGGGAAUGGGAAGGAGAUUGUUAGUUUCCGGCAUAUUCCUGCUGCAAUGGAAAUGAGUGAUGAAUGGAUUAAUAUUGAAGAAAAAGAAGCUAAAAAAAUACAAGAAUUUACUGAUAAAAUUCAAGAAAAACAGGAAAAAUUAACAUGGGGACCUGAGUGGUCUUUUUUGGAGAAUAAAAAAACUAAUGAGAUAGAGAUAGCAUGGGAUUAUGUUAGUGAAUCGUUUUCUUCUAUUCAAGAACCUUUAUUAAAAGUAUCGCCCGAAAUAUGUUUUUUGCGUCCUAAAUCGUUUAUUGAACUAUCAGAGAAAUUGUUUUUUAAUAGAGAUACAGAAUUUUUUUCUAAAGAAGUUGUGUUAUAUAGGACAACUUUAGUGCAUAUGUAUGAACUUGCACGUAGAUUGACUCAACGGCUUGUACAGAUGGCACAUUUUAUAGCGCUUUCUAGACUUCGUGCAGAAAGAUCUUCCAACUUUCAUUCUCAGUAUGUUGUGCGUUCAAAGGAUGUACUUGUUGCUGUUGAUAUACUUGGAAUUAAUAGGAAUUCUGACGAAUAUUGGCUUAAUCUUCCUAGAAGAAUUGAAAUGACUGUAUUGAAUGAGACUGGUCAAAAGCUAGAUUUUGAUGCAAUAAAAAACAAACUUUCUAAAAUUCCUUUGAGUACCAUCCGAAGACGUGCAAAAGGGGUGCAUUUGUGUAAUAACUUUUCUGGUAUCGAGGAUAAUUAUAUUCAUUUAGAAGAUAAUUCAUCUGCAAUAUCUUUUAUAUCAGAUAAUUCUCAGGUUAGUAAUAAUGAAAAUACUAGUUCUGAUAUGGAUGAGUUAAGUCCAAUAUUGAAUGAUCAAGAAAAUGUAUCUUUUAAUACUAAUGACGAUUCAUCUUUUGUUGCUUUGGAAAAUCUUGAUGAUGAGCAAACUGAAGAGAUGCUAAUGAAGACAGAAGAUAAUUUUUUGGAAGUUUUGGAUGCUAGAAAAAGUGCAGUUGAUGAGCGUGAGCUUUGGAGAAAAUUGUCAUAUUUUUAUAAAUCUAAAAAAAAUAAUGUUUCGUUAGCUAAUUGCUCUUCUCAGCUAGAAAAAUUAGAAGCAAUUUUGAGAUCUAUCUGA
This is a messenger RNA of Pneumocystis murina B123, 1620 nucleotides long. RefSeq lists its product as hypothetical. Gene Ontology annotation, biological process: nucleolar large rRNA transcription by RNA polymerase I; transcription initiation at RNA polymerase I promoter. The record is from RefSeq and is a predicted model, not a curated record. Gene Ontology annotation, molecular function: rDNA binding; RNA polymerase I general transcription initiation factor activity. The coding region runs from base 43 to 1620 and encodes 525 amino acids. Lineage: Eukaryota; Fungi; Ascomycota; Pneumocystomycetes; Pneumocystales; Pneumocystaceae. Gene Ontology annotation, cellular component: RNA polymerase I upstream activating factor complex. The transcript is spliced from 2 exons.